CGGGUCUCCACUUCUUAGCCGCACCUCCCAUGACAGCGCCCGCGCGAAGAUGGCUGCGAAGGGCGCACACAGCUCCCACCUGAAGGUAGAGAGCGAGCUGGAGCGCUGCCGCGCCGAGGGCCUCUGGGACCGCAUGCCCCAGCUGGUCCGGCAGAUGAGGGCGCUGGUCCUGCCCAGUGGUGGAGGCAGCCGGAGAGCCAUCUCGAGCGCCUUAUUCACCCCUCCGGACACCGAUGACUUUGGAAAAUUGCUCCUGGCUGAGUCCCUCCUGGAGCAGUGUUUGAAGGAGAACAAUGCCAAGAUAAAAGACUCCAUCCCUUUGCUGGAGAAGAAUGAGCCAAAGAUGAACGAAGCCAAAAACUAUCUGAGUAGUAUCCUCAACCAUGGGAAGCUGUCGUCAAGGUACAUGUGUGAGGCCAUGCUGAUCCUGGGCAAGCUGCAUUACGUGGAGGGCUCCUACCGGGAUGCCAUCAGCAUGUAUGCGAGGGCCGGGAUCGAUGACAUGUCCAUGGAGAACAAGCCCCUGUAUCAGAUGCGGCUGCUGGCAGAGGCCUUUGUCAUCAAAGGCCUCUCCCUGGAACGCCUCCCCAACUCCAUCGCUUCCCGCCACCGCAUGACUGAGCGGGAGGAGGAAGUGAUCACCUGCUUCGAGAGGGCCUCCUGGAUCGCGCAGGUGUUCCUGCAGGAAUUGGAGAAGGUCACUAAUAACAACACGUCGCGGCACCUGAAAGGCUCCCACCCCGUUGACUAUGAGCUCACCUACUUCCUGGAAGCUGCCCUGCAGAGCGCUUACGUGACAAACCUGAAGAAGGGGAACAUCGUGAAAGGCAUGAGAGAGCUCCGGGAGGUCCUACGGACUGUGGAGACCAAAGCAACUCAGAACUUCAAAGUGGUGGCGGCCAAGCACCUGGCGGGGGUCCUGCUGCACUCCCUGAGCGAGGAGUGCUACUGGAGCCCCCUGUCCCAGCCUCUGCCUGAGUUCAUGAAUAAAGAGGAGAAUUCCUUCAUCAUGCAAGCCCUGCGCAAGCCUCACCUCUACGAAGGAGACAACCUCUACUGCCCAAAGGACAACAUCGAGGAAGCCCUCCUGUUGCUCCUCAUCAGCGAGUCCAUGGCUACUCGGGAUGUGGUGCUGAGCCGGGCGCCAGAGCAGGAGGAGGACCGGGCGGUGAGCCUGAGGAAUGCGGCGGCCAUCUACGACCUCCUGAGCAUCACGCUGGGCAGGAGGGGACAGUACGUCAUGCUCUCGGAGUGCCUGGAGCGAGCCAUGAAGUUUGCAUGUGGAGAAUUUCACCUUUGGUACCAAGUGGCCCUCUCCAUGGUGGCGUGUGGAAAGUCGGCCUACGCCGUGUCGCUGCUACGGGAGUGUGUGAAGCUGCGGCCCUCGGACCCCACCGUGCCCCUGAUGGCCGCCAAAGUCUGCAUCGGGUCCCUGCGCUGGCUGGAGGAGGCGGAGUGCUUUGCCAUGAUGGUGAUCGACCGUGGGGAGGAAGCUGGGGAGUUCCUCUCCAAGGCCUACCUGGCGCUGGGUCUCACCUACAGCCUGCAGGCCAGCGACGCGACUCUGAAAUGCAGGCAGGAUGAGUUGCACCGGAAAGCACUGCAGACACUGGAGAGAGCCCAGCAGCUGGCGCCUGGCGACCCCCAGGUCAUCCUCUAUGUCUCCCUGCAGCUGGCCCUCGUCCGACAGAUCUCCAGCGCUAUGGAGCAGCUGCAGGAGGCCCUGAAAUUGUGCAGGGAUGAUGCCAAUGCCCUCCACCUGCUGGCUCUCCUCUUCUCCGCCCAGAAACACUACCAGCUUGCGCUGGACGUCAUCAACAUGGCCAUCACGGAGUACCCCGAGAACUUCAACCUGCUGUUCACCAAGGUGAAGCUGGAACAGGUACUGAAAGGCCCAGAGGAAGCCCUCGUGACCUGCAGACAAAUGCUGCGACUGUGGCAGGCCCUGUACAACUUCUCCCAGCUGGGAGGCCUGGAAAAGGAUGGCAGCCUCGGCGAGGGCGUCAUGCUGAAGAAGCAGAGUGGCAUGCACCUGAUUCUGCCGGAUGCCCAUGAUGCAGACUCCGGCUCUCGGCGGGCAUCGUCCAUCGCAGCCUCGCGGCUAGAGGAGGCCAUGUCGGAGCUGACCAUGCCCAGCUCUGUUUUGAAACAGGGCCCCAUGCAGCUGUGGACCACGCUGGAACAGAUCUGGCUCCAGGCUGCUGAGCUGUUCAUGGAGCAGCAGCACCUCAAGGAAGCCGGUUUCUGCAUCCAGGAGGCAGCAAGCCUCUUCCCCACCUCGCACUCGGUACUCUACAUGCGGGGCCGGCUGGCCGAGAUGAAGGGCAGCUUGGAGGAGGCCAAGCAGCUGUACAAGGAGGCGCUCACGGUGAACCCCGAUGGCGUGCGCAUCAUGCACAGCCUGGGUCUGAUGCUGAGUCGGCUGGGCCACAAGUCCCUGGCCCAGAAGGUGCUGCGGGACGCCGUGGAAAGGCAGAGCACCUGUCACGAGGCAUGGCAGGGCCUGGGCGAAGUGCUGCAGGCCCAGGGCCAGAGUGAGGCCGCCAUUGACUGCUUCCUCACCGCCCUGGAGCUGGAGGCCAGCAGCCCAGUGCUGCCCUUCUCCAUCAUCCCCAGAGAGCUCUGACACCCCCGCAGCAGCAGGGAGGGAGGCCGGUGGGGGGGGGGGGGGGGGGGCAGGCAGGAAGCAGGGAGCAUGGGUUGGGGGAGGAAUUGGACCUCAGGGAAAUACAUCUCUAGGGAACACUUCUGCAAGCUGCAGUCCUAGUUCUCCUCGCCUCCCCCGCCCCACCCUGCAUUCCCUCCUGGGCCAGCUGGGUCUGGGAGCUGCUCAUCGAGCUGGGUGGACCAGAUUUGCAUCAAAAGCAAAUUCCUUGCUCUUUGGGACUCAGACAUUGUGGCAUUUAUGAGCAAGGAAGUAGCUGGGAGGCCACAUCCACAUGGGGGCCCCUCCCCAGAGUGUCUGUGCAGCAUCUAAAUGUGUGGUCAGGUCUGUGUGGCUUGGUUACCUCCCCACCUGGAAACCCCUAUCCCAUACCUGCCACCCUCCCUCAACAUCCCUUACCCUUGAUUUCCGGCUUUGCACCAGCUUUAGUCUCGAACCUCAGCUCUCUGCUCUCCAGCACCAAAGACGAACCCUGCGAGCUGCCCUCUGGCUGGGCCAAGGGUUUUCCUGGCUUCCUUCCGUGGCGCCUCGCGAGAGUCACGGUGACUGGAGUUGCUCCUUGAGAGCCUCACAGCUGUCCUUCACCCCCCUGUGCCUCUGUGCCUUGGGGAGCCCGCAGCCCUGGUCCCAUGCCCCAGUCUCAGGACAGGGUUUUGGAUCACUCUCAGGUCUUGCCCAGAGCAGUCACAGCUUGACUUGACUGGCAAGUGGGAAGAAGAUGGACCGCUGGGUUCCUCUCCCAGGCUGAGUCAGUGGGUAAUGCCUGGCGUUGACCUUUGCCUGACGAGGCCAGUUGGGGUCCACUGUGCACCCCUCUGCUGCCAGGUGGCCUUGUGGCCAGCGACACAGCACUGGCCUUAACUAACCUUCCAUUUCCAUCCAUCUCCAUCUUCCUGGAAACACCCCAGCUGAAGCAGCCUGCUUAGACCCCAGGCCACAGCCCCAGGAUGGGCCUCAGGACAGAAACGUGGCUGCUGGACCCAGCCCUUUCUAGUAGCUUACGUCAGCACAUUCCUUCGAGCCUUACCUUUCUGGGCAACAGGUACAAUGCACGUCACUCUGGUGAUGGGAGUCUCUAGGACUGUCCCAGCUCAUCUCACCACCCACAACCCAUUCCUCAGGCUUUCUUGGGCAACCCAAGCCCCACCCUGGCCAUUUGGUUGUCUCUGCCCGGCACCUCCUAACUGGUUGAACAGGCCUCUGGAUACUAGAUACCUAUGUCUGCAGGGGUCCUGGGUGCUGGUGGUGGGAAAAAGGAAACAGGACAAAGCAAAUACCAUUGAAUUGCCUUGGGGGCCCCAAAGAUGUUUCCUGCUGCUCCCCUCCCCCAGCCUGCUGCAAGAUGCUCCUGGGAUUCUCCCCAAGAAUUUGCCCCCCUCCCACACAGGCCUAUCAGGGGCAUUCUUUUUUUAUCAGCACUUUGGGUUUUAGUUUUAAAGCUCUAGGUACAUCUCUCAUUUUAAGAUGUGUGGAAAGGCCAGGCAAGGACUGCCCGGGUCUGUCAUAGCCCGGUCUCUCUGUGGGAGACCCACCCUCCUCACUACACUGGCUCAGCACUGCACCCCCAGGUGCUUCCCAGGGAGAGCCUGCGCCUCCUGGCCUCCGGCAGGUGAGCAACGCUGCGGAGAGCAGCAGAUCCUCUGCCACUUGGUUGAAGGAUCUCAAUAUAUGUAAGUGUGUGUAUAAAUAUAUAUAUAUAUAUAUGAUAGAGCUCUAUUUUUAUUCUGGAAUUCUGUUAGGAAAAAAAAGGACACAGGACAAAGCAAAUACCAUUGAAUUGCCUUGGGGGCCCCAAAGAUGUUGGUAGUCAGUUCUCGGUAAUAAGAAAGGCACCAAAUGCAUUUUGAUUGUAUGCCCUCAGAGGAGGUCUUAGCGGGCUGGGCCAAGUUGCUGACAGUUUGCUGAUUGAAUAAAGAGAUCCCUGAAUGGGGAAGCAGGUU
Messenger RNA from Myotis brandtii (Brandt's bat), 4605 nucleotides. RefSeq names its product tetratricopeptide repeat domain 7A (gene TTC7A). Lineage: Eukaryota; Metazoa; Chordata; Mammalia; Chiroptera; Vespertilionidae. The coding region runs from base 50 to 2626 and encodes 858 amino acids. Gene Ontology annotation, cellular component: plasma membrane. The transcript is spliced from 20 exons. Gene Ontology annotation, molecular function: protein binding. Gene Ontology annotation, biological process: phosphatidylinositol phosphate biosynthetic process; protein localization to plasma membrane. The record is from RefSeq and is a predicted model, not a curated record.